Molecule: messenger RNA, 4225 nt
Organism: Toxotes jaculatrix (banded archerfish)
Lineage: Eukaryota; Metazoa; Chordata; Actinopteri; Toxotidae
Gene: lancl2
Product: LanC lantibiotic synthetase component C-like 2 (bacterial)
Exons: 9
Coding region: 1-1296 (431 amino acids)
Biological process (GO): peptide modification; carbohydrate metabolic process
Cellular component (GO): plasma membrane
Source: RefSeq, a predicted model, not a curated record
AUGGGAGAUAACAUGUCCAAGCGACUGAAGCUAAUCUCGGCUACAGAGGCAGAGAUGGAGGAGCGCUCUUUUCCAAACCCGUACCCUGACUGGGACCAAGGAGUCGUCACCUCCAACUCCGGAGCAGACGCAGACUACAAUGAACCAUUUGAUGCUGAGGGAAAGGUGAGUGCAGCGUUCCAGAGGAAGGUCCAGAGUAAGAUCAAAGACCUCCUCCAGCAGAUGGAGGAGGGCCUGAAGACCGCUGACCCCCACGACUUCUCCACUUACACCGGCUGGACAGGUAUUGCCUUGCUGUACCUGCAGCUGCACCGGGUCUCCCAUGAGGCCUCCCACCUGCAGAGGGCACUGGACUAUGUGAAGAGGGCCAUGAGGGUCCUCAAUGGCCGCAAAGUGACGUUCCUGUGUGGUGACGCGGGGCCACUGGCCGUGGGUGCGGUGGUCCACCACAAACUCAACAACACCGCUGACAGCAAAGACUGUGUUUCUAGACUCCUCCAGCUGCAGCGGUCAGUGCUGAGUCCAGACUCCGACAUGCCAGAUGAGCUGCUGUAUGGCCGGGCCGGCUACCUUUACGCACUGCUCUACGUGAACAAAGAGAUAGGAGCUGACACGGUGGAUGAGAGCACCAUCACAAAGGUGGUGACAGCCAUCAUGGAAUCGGGGAAGAACAUGUCAGCGGAGCAGAAGAAGACAGAUCGCUGCCCUCUGCUCUAUGAAUGGCACAAAAAGCAGUACAUCGGGGCGGCCCACGGCCUGGCUGGCAUCUACUACAUACUCAUGCAGCCAGGAGCAAAGGUCCAUCCGGACAUGCUGUCAGAGCUGGUUCGCCCCAGCAUCGACUACAUCCGCCACAAGAGGUUUCGUUCGGGGAACUUCCCAUCAUCCCUGAGCAACGAGAGUGACCGGCUGGUUCACUGGUGCCACGGAGCGCCUGGUGUCAUCCAUGUGCUCAUCAUGGCUCAUAAGGUGUUUAAAGAGGAGAAGUACUUGAAGGAAGCGUCAGAAUGCGCUGAGGUGAUCUGGCAGCGCGGCCUGCUCAGGAAAGGCUACGGUAUCUGCCACGGCACCGCUGGCAACGGCUACGCCUUCCUGUCCCUUUACAAGAUCACCCAGGACAAGAAAUACCUGUACCGGGCCUGCAAGUUUGCUGAGUGGUGUUUGGACUACGGCACCCACGGCUGUCGCAUCCCAGACAGACCCUACUCUCUUUUUGAAGGUAUGGCGGGGGCCAUCCACUACCUUUCAGAAAUGGCGAAGCCUGAAACUUCCUGUUUCCCGGCUUUUGAACUUUGACCUGCCAACUCAACUAGCGGGACUGAGGAUGAUGAAGGGGGACAGGGAGAAAUGGUUUCUGGAGCUAACUUGAGUUUUUUUGUUUGUUUUUUUUGCUCAAACACUGGACAAGUAUGUGUUUGUGAUAUAGCUUUUCAGCCAUGGCCAUCGGUGAGCAGCGACCAAAUUGGACGGAAGUUAAAGAGGAGACUGGAACUAAGCAAAGUGCAAAUCAAAGAAAUAUCAAUAAGGAUAAAGGGAAGAUUAUUUUUGGACAAAACUGCAGGUUGAAUCUUGUUGAUGCAGUGAAAACAAAAACAGCACUGAAGAGGACAGUGUUAAUGGAUAUUUCUCUUCUUGCGGCCGGUCACUUGCUUCCUGUGCAGCUUCCUGUCAUUCUUGUGGUCCUAUGGCUCAGAGGUCCCCUGUCGUCCCUCGUCACCCAUUACAGUUUAUUGCCAUCUGGCAUGGACACAGAGGAACACACCCUAAGCCCUCAGCCUUUAAUAUCGUAGCACCUAGGCCAAGAAAGAGGGUGUGUGUGAGUGUGUGUGUGCGCGUGUGUGAAGUGAAGUGAACUAAAGCUGUUUUGGUAUUUCUAUGCCCCUGCAUGCUCACCGUAAAUGGCUUCUGGUGCCUCAUAUCCUGUCAAUGUAGUGAUUUCCUCUUCCUGUAUUUGUAGCUGUGCUGUUGCAGUUCUCCAGGUAUUUGUCACAUAUUGGAGGGGGGGCGAGGGAGUUUGUCUCAUCUUUCGUUUCACUGAGAAGUCCAAACUGGCUUUGUACUGCUUAUUGCGAAGACGACCCGUGUAUCAGCUGUAAAGUCAAACGUUAGCUAUCAGUCUUUAGCUAUUUAAACCUUCUGUCCCUUUACAAGAUUGGCCAUCUGACAGCAUUCAUUACCACCAGACGUCAUGAGGGAAGUGCUGAAAUUGCAGAUGGGGUUUAAGUUAAGCAACAGCUAACAAAAAAACUUCUUAUUUAUGGUAAGUUAUUUUCAUGUAGAAAUUUCUUAGCAAUUUUCUUAGCAAAACUGAAUUUUAAUUUCAGUUUGAAGUAUGAAAGCCAAGCAUACCAUACAUUCACAAUUGUCAAUUGUCAGUGAUUCCUUGACAAAUGAGAAAUGUAUGUGGUAUUUAGGUUUUUUGUGGCAUAGAAACUGUACUAGCUAGGUAGCUAGUUAUCUAGGUAGGAAAUUUUAAGUGAGAUGAUUUUUUUUCCCACAAUAUGACGAGUGUCUGAUUAAUUUAAAUAAAAGUUAAAAGUCUUCUGCUAAAGAAGUUUUUUCCAUUUGUUUUUUUAGGUACCGGGAAAAACAAAGCCUUGUUUUAUUGAAAACCAGUCCAAGCUAGCUUGUUAGCUUGCAGCACGUGUUGGCGUUCAGUCAGGUAUCAGUACAUUAUAAAAUAAAUAAUUCAGUUGUAGGUAUUGCCACACAUUCAUUUGGGUACGAUAGAUUAUGCCGUGAUGGUUUAAGUAAUUUAGGAAGGGGAAAGGCCUAAAAUUUGUGUUUUUAAACCAUGUCCACUUUUGUCAGCUUAAGUACAAAGGCGUUGCUACUGGCGUUAAACUUUCUCUACCACAACAUGUGCUAAUCCUGUUUCUCAGGUGUCCCUCACUUUAGGUCGUUACUUCACCUACUACUGCUUAAUGUACAUAAACAGCUGUAAAAUCAGACAUCUGUCUUGUGCACAUUCAUGAGGUUUUUGAACAGAAAUGGAGCCAAACACGGAGGUGUUGAAGCAUACUGGCAUAUAUAUCAUUUGGGUUAGAUUAGCAGACUCAAACCUGAUAGUGAGAACUACUCAUGUUGUGGUUUAAUGAAAUCUGCAUCCGAAGUAAUAUCUGCAUUAUUAGCUCAGAUAGUUGUGCCCCCAACUUUUAUUAUUUUGUGUACCAUCUAGAAAUAAGACAGGCUGCAGGGUGUUGCUACCACGUCGGUUCAGGUGCCAUCUGGGUUCAGUAUCGUAUCAGAGCUAGGCUUAAAAAUGACAUGUUUCGUAAAUGUAUGGCUGAAUGCUAGUAAUCCAACCACUUACUGAAUAAACAAAUACUUCAAGAAAAAUCCCAUUCUGAAAUAACACAAUCAGGGACUGCAUAGCGAUUGCCAAAAAGGGUUGCCUGAAACAGCUGCAGCAAAAAACUGAAUUAAAAACAAUGUAAUAACAUGCAAAAACGUUUUGCUACCAGGUUUUCUCAAUAGCCUUGUCACCAUUGAAACAUUAUGUAAAACAUUAUCUAAGUUAAAACUCUCUGCUGCACAGUAUAUUAUGUUAUUACUUAGAGUGUAUGGUUUUUUUUUCAUCAGACUUCCCACAUUAGGCAGUUGAGUAGGUUUAGUUUAAUCUGCACUCCAUAUGUCACUUUUAGGCUCAACUAUAAUGCAGCCCUGUGCUUAGAUGGUCGCCAUGGACUGUGUGAUAUCAACAUAGAGUUAAAAUCCAAAAAUGAUACCUGUACAGUAUAUCCAGUAUUUCCGACAGCACAUGAAUGCACAUAAAUGCCUAAUUCUCUUGCGGAGAUCUCGUCACGAAUGUCAUUGCAUGAGGAUAAUGUCACAUAUAAAACUGCGUGUGUGUGUGCGCGUGUGUGUGUGUGUGUGUUCUUCUGUUAGUGUGUUUCCAGGUUCACUGGUCCUUUAUAAAUGUGUUUGGUGGUGAUCUGUCCUUUGCUGCCGGUCCCAGCAGCGAGGACUCUGGACAUUAGUGGAGAUGUGUUUCGUGUUUGACCUUUGUCCCUGUCUAUUUGUUCUGACUCAGCCUAAUUGGUGUCAAGUAAUGAAGGUGUAAGUUUAUUUUUCCUCAUUGAACUCUUUGGCUUCAGUGUCAGAGCAGAGUAACAUGUCUUAAUUGUUCUUCUUAACAUGCUUUCAGUGCUUACGAAGGUCAUGUGAGGGAAUUCAAGCAAGGUUUGAUGUUGUUGGAAAUAAAAUGAACAGAGCUUCUGUAAAA